Leptonychotes weddellii (Weddell seal) is the source of this 1236-nucleotide messenger RNA. NCBI's taxonomy places the organism in Eukaryota, Metazoa, Chordata, Mammalia, Carnivora, Phocidae. The record is from RefSeq and is a predicted model, not a curated record.
CACCCCUGGCUGUGAUGGCUCUGGGCACAUCACCGGGAACUACGCUUCUCACCGGAGUCUUUCAGGUUGCCCGAGAGCAAAGAAGAGCGGCAUCAGGAUAGCACAGAGCAAGGAAGACAAAGAAGACCAGGAGCCCAUCAGAUGUCCCGUUCCCGGGUGUGAUGGCCAGGGCCACAUAACCGGGAAGUACGCCUCCCAUCGAAGCGCGUCAGGGUGCCCCCUGGCCGCCAAGAGACAGAAGGACGGGUACCUCAAUGGCUCGCAGUUCUCCUGGAAGUCGGUCAAGACGGAGGGCAUGUCGUGUCCCACGCCGGGCUGUGACGGGUCGGGGCACGUCAGCGGCAGCUUCCUCACACACCGGAGCUUGUCGGGGUGCCCACGAGCCACGUCAGCCAUGAAGAAGGCGAAGCUGUCUGGAGAGCAGAUGCUGACCAUCCGACAACGGGCCAGCAACGGUAUAGAAAACGACGAGGAAAUCAAACAGCUAGACGAAGAAAUCAAGGAGCUCAAUGAGUCCAACUCCCAGAUGGAGGCCGACAUGAUUAAACUGAGAACUCAGGUAACAAUCACCACGAUGGAGAGCAGCCUGAAGACCAUCGAAGAGGAGAACAAAGUGAUCGAGCAGCAGAACGAGUCCCUUCUCCAUGAGCUGGCCAACCUGAGCCAGUCCUUAAUUCACAGUCUAGCUAAUAUCCAGCUGCCACACAUGGAUCCAAUCAAUGAACAAAAUUUUGAUGCAUACGUGACUACUUUGACGGACAUGUAUACAAAUCAAGACCGUUAUCAGAGCCCAGAAAAUAAAGCCCUCCUGGAAAAUAUAAAGCACGCUGUGAGAGGAAUCCAGGUCUGAGCGGCUGCUGAGGUGGCGGGACCUUGUUGGAAGGGGGCCUCUUCCUCCUUGCUGCUGUGACUCGCCAGAAAGUGUCACAUACCUAUUUCUGUUGGAAACAGUGUUACGCUCACAAGACUUCAUGAUGAUUUUCUGUCUUGCUUUAAAGAUCGUUACCUGCAGAAUAGUUUUUGAAUACAUCCACAUUUUGUACGUUUUCAUAUGAGCUGACAUAGUGUGACAAAUGCCAUGUAAUGUUUAUGGCUGCUAAAGUCUGCACACCGGGGGGUAUAUAUAUUUCUGAAGAGGUAAGCUGAUCAAAAUAAAUAGAGUGUAAAUUCUUUUUAAUGCUUUAGUGAUUAAAUGUUUUAGUAUUUUGGACUGAAAUGGACAAAAAAAAAAAAAAA